AUGGAGCCAUCUGUGAAUUCAUUGGGAAGAACAAAGAAACAGUUUAAAUGCCUGGAAUGUGGGAUGUGCUUUAGUCACAGUGGAAGACUGAGGACACAUCAACGAAUCCACAUAGAGGAGAAACCAUUUAAAUGUCCUGACUAUCGAAAAAAACAUCAAGGAACUCACACAGUGGAUAAACCAUUUGAAUGUAUUGAAUGUGGAAAGUGCUUCAGUCGAAAUGGAAAGUUUAGAAUACACCAACGAACUCACACGGGGGAGAAACCAUUUAAAUGUAUUAAAUGUGGAAAGAGCUUCAGUGAAAGUAGAGCACUAAGAAAACAUCAACGAACUCACACGGGGGAGAAACCAUUUGAAUGUAUUGAAUGUGGAAAGCGCUUCAGUGUAAUUGGAAACCUUAGAAAUCAUCAACGAACUCACACGGGGGAGAAACCAUUUGAAUGUAUUGAAUGUGGAAAGUGCUUCAGUCGAUAUGGAACACUUAGAAUGCACCAACGAACUCACACAGGGGAGAAACCAUUUAAAUGUAUUGAAUGUGGAAAGAGCUUCAGUGAAAGUGGAGCACUAAGAAAACAUCAACAAACUCACACAGGGGAGAAACCAUUUAAAUGUAUUGAAUGUGGAAAGUGCUUCAGGGAAAAUGGAACUUUUAGAAUACACCAACGAACUCACACAGGGGAGAAACCAUUUAAAUGUACUGAAUGUGGAAAGAGCUUCAGUGAAAGUGGAGACCUUAGAGUACACCACCGAACUCACACGGGAGAGAAACCAUUUGAAUGUACUGAAUGUGGAAAGAGCUUCAGUGAAAGUGGAAACCUUAGAAGACACCAACGAACUCACACGGGAGAGAAACCAUUUGAAUGUACUGAAUGUGGAAAGAGCUUCAGUGAAAGUGGAAACCUUAGAAGACACCAACAAACUUAUACAGGGGAGACACCAUUUAAAUGUAUUGAAUGUGGAAAGAGCUUCAGUCAAUAUGGACACCUUAGAAUACACCAACGAACUCACACAGGAGAGAAACCAUUUAAAUGUAUUGAAUGUGGAAAGAGCUUCAGUCUAUAUGGAACACUUAGAAUGCACCAACGAACUCACACGGGGGAGACACAAUUUAAAUGUAUUGAAUGUGGAAAGAGCUUCAGUGAAAGUGGACACCAUAGAAAACACCAAAAAAUUCACACAGGGGAGAAACUAUUUGAAUGUAUUGAAUGUGGAAAGUGCUUCAGUCAAAAUGGAACACUUAGAAGCCAUCAACGAACUCACACAGGGGAGAAACCAUUUAAAUGUAUUGAAUGUGGAAAGAGCUUCAGUCAAAAUGGACACCUUAGGAAACAUCAACGAACUCACACGGGAGAAGCCAUUUUUUGCCCCAUAGGACGUACUUUUCCCCCUCCAAAAAUGAAGGAGAAAUGUGUGUGCGUCCUAUGGGGCGAAUGCAGGCUUUCGCUGAAGCCUGGAGAGCUAGAGGGGUCGGUGCGCACCGACCCCUCUGACUCUCCAGGCUUCGCGCAGCUCUCCGCAAGGCGCGGGAGCCCGGCACUGGGCUCCCGCAGCUUGCGGAGAGUUGCCUGCAUGCCACACCCCUUUGUUUAUCGCUCAGACAGGCAGGGAGGGAGAAACGGGUCGGGCGGGCACGCACAGUUCAAACCACCACCACCCUGCCCAGCGCAAGGCGCCCGCUCUGCUUCCCGCCUCCAUGUUGUUGCCUGAGGGGAAGACGCCACCGCCGCCACAAGGAGGACGGGAGAAGGAGGUGGCUGAGGCACCAGGGGCGGGCGAUGCACUGGGGCACUGA
This is a messenger RNA of Podarcis lilfordi (Lilford's wall lizard), 1792 nucleotides long. Lineage: Eukaryota; Metazoa; Chordata; Lepidosauria; Squamata; Lacertidae. The record is from the annotation of a GenBank genome assembly.